This is a messenger RNA of Fusarium fujikuroi IMI 58289, 531 nucleotides long. RefSeq lists its product as uncharacterized. NCBI's taxonomy places the organism in Eukaryota, Fungi, Ascomycota, Sordariomycetes, Hypocreales, Nectriaceae. Bases 1 to 531 code for a protein of 176 amino acids. The record is from RefSeq and is a predicted model, not a curated record. The transcript has 2 exons.
AUGAACACCGCCAGUAUAUUCUGGGGCUUUUCUCUGGGCGUCGCGGUGUUUUCGGUUGCCAAAGCAUCGGAGCAGAGCUGGAGGGCAUGGAAGAGUCGGCGACGUGUCACCUCUUAUGUCGCUAUGGUCUGGGCGGUUUGGUUCUGCUAUCUCCUAAAAUUGCAAAUUGAAAUGAAAAUGGCCGAACUCAUCACCAAGAUUGUCCGGUCAUCAGGCGCAACAGGCAAAGACAACUCCCACCAGUCCAGUGCCCACCAUGCAAGAAGCAUGGCAACGAAUACCAUAACCAAGCCGUCGGCCACCCAUUCCCAUCCAGGUGUCCAUGGAACGAUUCCCGGAAACAACACAACCCAUAUCGAGGCUGGUGACCGCGAUAGCUCUAUGGAGAUUGAAAUUCAAGAGCGCAUGAGUAUGAGUCAAAGUGGGAUCGUGAGAACAGUUGAGACGGCGGUUACGACUUCACCUGCUCAGAUUCACGAUUAUCAUCGUUCAGAUAGCAUAACGAGCUCAACGGCAGGAUUGGCCUUUUAG